Salvelinus sp. IW2-2015 is the source of this 986-nucleotide messenger RNA. RefSeq names its product consortin-like. Gene Ontology annotation, biological process: positive regulation of Golgi to plasma membrane protein transport. The record is from RefSeq and is a predicted model, not a curated record. NCBI's taxonomy places the organism in Eukaryota, Metazoa, Chordata, Actinopteri, Salmoniformes, Salmonidae. Gene Ontology annotation, molecular function: connexin binding. Gene Ontology annotation, cellular component: trans-Golgi network; plasma membrane; transport vesicle.
UGUGUGUGUGUGUGUGUGUUAAUCAUAACCUGUGUGUCAUGUGUGCUUUCAGAGAGCCAGUGGAGAGAAUGUAACAGAGUAGCAGAGAGCACCUCCCCAGCUGAGACCAACAGCACUGGACAGGAACACAUAGAAAUACUGCGCCAGAUCUGCAGGACGCACCAGAGACCAAUGCUUAGUGCGAAAAUGAGCAUGGCAGACACGGUGCUGAAAGACAGCCACAACACCAGGGGGCAGUAUGAUGGGAGAGAGAAAGAAAGGUCACCAUCCCAUCAUGGAAAAGUCAGAGUCAACAACCCUGUAAGACAGAGUGAGGAGGAUGUUAAGGAGACCACGUCAACAGGAGCUGUCCCUGACAUGGCUGAGGAGGAGGGAGGAGGGGAGGGAGAGCGAGGAAAGGAAGAGUUGGAGAAGGAAGGGCAGGGGGUGGAUGAAGAGGAGGUGUUUGAGGAGAGUCCAGAAGAGGAGGUGCAGGUGGUAGAGUGGCCAGCGGGGGUUCCCCAAGCCUCAGCCAAAGACCUGGACAAACUGUCUCAAGUGGAGGAGAGCUCCUCAGCAGACGGCCUGGUGUCCAUUCUAAAGAGGAGGAGGGCAUCGUUAGAUGGCCUGCCCCCCGAGGGUCCCGAUGCAGCCAAACACAACUCCAUACGUAAGGUGCACUUCAGCCAGCCAGAGGACGGCAUGGAACCAGACGAGGUGGGCGGAGACUCGUGUUUGAUCCUGCUGUUGUUGUGCCUGGUAACCGUGGUGAUCAGUCUGGGCGGGACGGCUCUGUACUGCACCCUAGCGGACACAUACAGUAGCAUCUGCAUUGAUUUCUCUCACAACGUAGACUUUUACGUUGUGCACGUACAACGCUUCCUGGAUAGGCUCAGACACUGGAUGCCCAUAUGAUCAUAGUCAGGACUUAGUCUACUACUGCAGUCAGGACAUACAGUCAUUUACUGCUGCAGUCAGGACAUAGCAGUCAGGACAUACAGUCAUUG